Messenger RNA from Quercus lobata, 1952 nucleotides. Its product is annotated as serine carboxypeptidase-like 13. The transcript is spliced from 17 exons. Gene Ontology annotation, molecular function: acyltransferase activity, transferring groups other than amino-acyl groups; serine-type carboxypeptidase activity. Bases 54 to 1952 code for a protein of 632 amino acids. NCBI's taxonomy places the organism in Eukaryota, Viridiplantae, Streptophyta, Magnoliopsida, Fagales, Fagaceae. The record is from RefSeq and is a predicted model, not a curated record. Gene Ontology annotation, biological process: proteolysis; secondary metabolic process.
UAUAUACAUGCCUUCAGUCAUAUAGUUUGGUGCAUUAGAAGAAGCAGCUAUCUAUGGAGCUAACUGGUAGGAGAAUGACAUGGAUAUGUUCUUAUGUGCUUCUUCAAAUAUUGUUCUUCUCUAGCUAUGCCACUUCACGUUCCAUAGUCAAGACUCUACCAGGUUUUGAUGGCGAUCUCCCAUUCAAGCUUGAAACUGGCUACGUAGGUGCGGGUGAAAUGGAUGACGUACAACUGUUUUACUCUUUUGUCGAGUCUCAAAGAGAACCUUCAAGUGAUCCUCUCCAAAUUUGGAUCGGUGGAGGGCCCGGUUGUUCUUCUUUCCAGGGGUUCUUUUAUGGAAAUGGACCCUUAUCUUUUGAUUAUAUAUAUUCUGAGGAAAGGUUGCCCACACUUCAUUUGAACCCAGACACUUGGACAAAGGGCCUUAACUUGCUAUUCAUAGAUGCACCAGUUGGCGCCGGAUUUUCUUACUCAAAAAGCUUUGACGGCUACUCUACGACCGACCGAAAAACUGUAGCAAAUCUUUACAAUUUUCUGCAAAAGUGGAUAAUCGACCACUCUGAAUUUGCAGAAAAUCAACUUUACAUUGGUGGUGGUUCGUAUGCAGGCAUUUUCAUUCCAGUCUUGGCUCAAAAAAUAUAUGAUGGUAACGAAGCUGGGCUCAAGCCACACUUCAAUCUCAAAGGAUAUGUGCUUGGGAGCCCAAAGAAAGAUUCAUAUCUUGAUGUUAACUCAAAAGUCCCAGCUGCUCAUCGUUUGACUCUUAUAUCGGAUGAACUCUAUAAGUCGGCCAAAGCAAGUUGCAAUGGAAAUUAUGUCAAUAUUGAUACAACCAAUGAAAGAUGUAUGAUGGAUGUUGAAGCUAUCGAUGAGUUAAUCAGUGGAAUAAACACAAAUCAAGUUUUGGAACCGUUAUGCACAAGUGGCUAUUUGAAACCCAAUAAAGUAGAUAGGGAUCAAAGAAUUCUCAUGAGGAAUACCAACAAUUUCCUCCAUUCAUUGCCUACAAAUAGUGCAUUAUGGUGUCGAGAUUAUGAAGAUGUAUUUGUUGAAAUUUGGGCAAAUGAUCCAAGUGUUCGAGAAGCUCUUCAUGUUAGAGAGGGAACCAAAGGAUAUUGGACGUUGUGCAACAUUUCCGACUUAGCUUACACAAAGGAUAUUCUGAGUACUAUUGAUUAUCACCGAAAUCUAAGUAAAACCAGACUCCGAGCUCUCAUAUACUGUGCUGAUCUUGAUCUGUCAAUUCCACAUAUCGGUACACAAGAAUGGAUAAGGUCAUUGAAUUUCACUUUGGACGAUUCAUGGCGUGCAUGGUUUGUUGAUGCUCAAGUUGCAGGAUACACAGAGAGGUACAAAUAUGACAAUUUCUACAUGACAUACUCGAGUGUUAAGGGAGCUGGUCAUGUAGCUGAUUUGUACAAGCCUAAGGAGGUCUAUAACAAGAUUGAUAGAUGGUUCGCAUAUUACCCUCUAUGUCUUAAACGAGAAAAUGGGGCUAAGCUUAACCCACCACGACGUAAACUAGUGCUACAACCUCCAACUCCUGAAAGAUCCACACGCCUUUCAAUGGCACUUCCAUCUGACCAACAAGGAAGAUUUGGAGACUAUUCUCAGGGCGGCGAUUUUUGGUCUCCUGUUCCGGAGGGCAUCUCGUUGGCCGGCUCUUCUUCGUCCCACCAAGCAGCGGAAGCCAAGGGUGAUUCGGGUUUGCCCGAAGAAGGAUUCGGUGUGUUUGACCAGGCUAGUCCGUCUGCGGAUCCCGCUGGUGACUUGGGUGACCCCGACCUUUCCAAGGCGGAUCUCUUGUCAGCGGGGACAUCCUCUCAGGCGGAGAUGGGUCUUAAAAGGAAGCCCCAGACAAGCCUGUUCAACCUAAUUGAGGGCCAGCCGGGGAAGGAGGCACCAGGAAAGUCGCAAUCCAAACUUCCCCCUCCUCCACCACAGCCUUAA